Messenger RNA from Vigna angularis (adzuki bean), 2454 nucleotides. Its product is annotated as ubiquitin-like modifier-activating enzyme atg7. The record is from RefSeq and is a predicted model, not a curated record. Gene Ontology annotation, biological process: piecemeal microautophagy of the nucleus; autophagosome assembly; C-terminal protein lipidation. Gene Ontology annotation, cellular component: cytoplasm; phagophore assembly site. The coding region runs from base 195 to 2291 and encodes 698 amino acids. NCBI's taxonomy places the organism in Eukaryota, Viridiplantae, Streptophyta, Magnoliopsida, Fabales, Fabaceae. Gene Ontology annotation, molecular function: Atg12 activating enzyme activity; Atg8 activating enzyme activity. The transcript is spliced from 14 exons.
AGAACAAGUUUCUUUGUUGGACGAUGAAAACAAACAGCUACGUUGUUGACUGAAGAGGGCGAUUGAAUCCCCAUGAACAGAACCACGAAGACGAGUUCUGCUGAAAAUUGAAGAAUUGAAAUCGGUUAGAAAAUCGUUGAAGCGGGACCCAACGAAGCAGCGACAGAUCUACGAUCACGAAGAAACAACAAACAAUGGAGCCUUUGCUGCAAUUCGCACCGAUGCAGAGCUCCGUCGACGAGGGUUUCUGGCACCGAUUGUCUUCCUUGAAGCUUAACAAGCUUGGCAUUGACGAUUCUCCAAUUCACAUAUUCGGCUUUUAUGCACCUUGCUCUCACUCUCAAGUAUCAAAUCAUUUAACUGUUUUAUCCGAGUCUUUACCUUCUGAGUUGAGCGAGGCAUCGUUAAUUCCAGAACCGAGCCGCGGCAACCGGAACAGGUGCUCUGUUCCGGGGAUACUUUACAAUACUAAUACUGUGGAGAGCUUCCAUGCACUUGAUAAGCAGGACCUGCUGAAGAAAGAAGCAGCAAAGAUAUGGGACGAUAUUCUAACUGGAAAAGCUGUGGAGGACUGUUCAGUACUUUCGAGAUUCCUUGUUAUUUCUUUUGCUGACCUGAAAAAGUGGACUUUCAACUAUUGGUUUGCUUUCCCUGCUCUCAUGCUUGAUCCUCCAGCAACUGUGGUUAAUCUGAAGCCAGCUUCUCAGUGGUUCAGCGCAGCCGAGGCUGAAUCCCUCUCUGCAGCGUGUAACGAGUGGCGCAGCUCAAAAUCAACAGCAGAUGUCCCAUUCUUUUUAGUCACCAUAGAUCAACACUCAUGCGCUACUGUUAGGCUUCUGAAGGACUGGGAAGCUUGUCAAGGCAAUGGUAACAAGAUCUUUUUUGGAUUUUAUGAUCCAUGUCAUCUCCCAAAGAAUCCUGGAUGGCCUCUUCGCAACUUCUUAGCACUUAUUUCUGUGAGGUGGAAUCUCAACUCAAUUCAAUUUUUCUGCUACAGAGAGAACCGUGGUUUUGCAGAUAUGAAGUUGUCUCUUGUUGGUGAAGCAUUGAUAACGGUUCCACAAGGGUGGAAAGACACAGUGCCCAGUGCAGUUGGAUGGGAACUUAAUAAGGGGAGAAAAGCUUCUAGGUGUAUAAGCCUUGCACAGUCCAUGGAUCCAACCAGAUUGGCCAUAUCUGCUGCAGAUUUGAAUUUAAAGCUUAUGAGGUGGCGUGCUUUGCCAUCUCUUGACUUGAAUGCCUUAUCUUCCAUGAAGUGUCUUCUCCUUGGAGCUGGCACACUUGGAUGCCAGGUCGCACGCAUGCUUAUGGCAUGGGGUGUUCGAAAAAUUACUCUAGUUGACAAUGGUAGGGUGGCUAUGUCUAACCCAUUGAGGCAGUCUCUUUAUACUUUGGAUAACUGUCUUAAUGGUGGUGAAUUUAAAGCUACUGCAGCAGUUGAAAGUCUCAAACGGAUAUUUCCAGCAGUGGAAGCAGAAGGUAUUGUUAUGGCUAUACCAAUGCCUGGACAUCCCAUACAAAGCCAGGAACACGAUAGUGUGCUUGAUGAUUGUAAAAGGUUGCGUGAUUUAAUUGAGGCUCACGAUUCAGUUUUUUUGUUAACCGAUACAAGGGAAAGUCGAUGGCUGCCAACACUUCUCUGUGCCAAUACUAACAAGAUUACCAUUACUGCUGCACUAGGGUUUGACAGUUUCUUGGUUAUGCGCCAUGGAGCUGGUCCUUUAAGUCAGGCCCACAAGUUGAAUGCUGAAAUUAUUAAUUCUUCAUCGGUUGAUAUGCCAGUAAAUGAUGCAAAUGGAAAGCAUAGAUUGGGCUGUUAUUUCUGCAGUGAUGUUGUUGCACCUACCGAUUCAACAUCCAACCGUACAUUGGACCAACAAUGUACAGUGACCCGACCAGGGCUGGCUCCUAUUGCUUCAGCCCUUGCAGUUGAACUUCUAAUCGGGAUUUUGCAUCAUCCUCAAGGGAUAUUUGCAGUAGGUGACAUUAAUAACAGUGUCGAUCGAGCUACUGAGCAACCUCUUGGUAUUUUACCUCAUCAGAUUCGCGGCUCCCUUUCUCAAUUUUCUCAAAUGACCCUUAUAGGUUACUCCUCCGCCAGCUGCACUGCCUGUAGUCAUACAGUUGUGUCAGAAUAUCGAAACCAAGGAAUGGAGUUCAUAUUUCAAGCAAUUAAUCAUCCUACUUACCUAGAGGAUCUCACUGGGCUGACAGAGUUGAUGAAAUCAGCCACCACCUUGGAUUGGGACACGGAGAUAGACGAGGAGGAUGAAGACUGCGUUGAAAUUUAACGAUCAGUCAGUUGUACAUAAAUUAAUUAGUGCAAUUUAUAUGAUUUUUUUAGCUAUGGUUUAGUACCAUACUGGCAUAACUUAUCAAAUGUACAAAACUGAAUUCAUGUAAUAACUGUAUAUUCAUUCAUGUGAACAAUUCAAGUUUAUUAUGAAUUUACCA